Messenger RNA from Cyclocybe aegerita, 462 nucleotides. The record is from the annotation of a GenBank genome assembly. NCBI's taxonomy places the organism in Eukaryota, Fungi, Basidiomycota, Agaricomycetes, Agaricales, Hemipholiotaceae.
AUGGACAAUGUACUGCCCCCGCGACGGACUUAUAGAGGUCACCGCCGGUACUCUUUCGUUGCGUCUGACGUCAACGAGCUCCAGGAGAUUCGGGCAAGGCAGCGAACAUUUCAUGGAGCCUACAGUCGGACUGCACUAGGUUCUUUGGGUUAUUCGUUAACGAUUUUGAGGCUAUUUGACCCGGAAUUUCAUCGUAUCGGGCUCCUCUUCGCCGUCCUCGGUGCUCUGCUCUUCAUUCUUGCAUUCUUCCGCUCACGGCACUCCACACACGAUUUCGCCGACCGACAUAAGGAAGCACACCUCUACGACCAGGCCAUCAAGACGAAGGGACAGGAUGGCACGCGUAUCUUCGGACGCCCGUUCGUCACCGCUGGGUGGAUCGUCGUACAAGUGACCGUCGUGGUUGCUGCAGUGGAAAUUGCGCUGCUGGUGCUCAUCCUGCGUUAUCGGAUAUCAACUUGA